Molecule: messenger RNA, 240 nt
Organism: Mycena citricolor
Lineage: Eukaryota; Fungi; Basidiomycota; Agaricomycetes; Agaricales; Mycenaceae
Source: the annotation of a GenBank genome assembly
CCAGGGUCGAUGUUCGCUGAUGCACUACCCAGAGUGGAGGAUGCUCCGUCGAGAAAACGCGUCGGCCCUGGCGAACUGGAUCUUCCAAGACAUCUUGUGUAGAUGGGGGACCCUGCUAGAAAUCGUCACAGAUAACGGUACCCCGUUCGUGAAAGCACUUACACACCUGGAAAAACAAUACAAGAUACGACACAUCCGGAUAUCGGGAUACAACUCGCAAGCAAACCUGUCCGAGCGGCC